UCCUGCAUAUGACAAGGCCAAGGGCAAGUGUCAACCCUGAGCUACAGACGUCGGUUUGCAGCUGGAAGGACCACGGGAUCGGGAGAAGUCACUUUCGUCUCUCGCCACUACAACCCUGCGUUCUUGUCGCUGCCGUGUUGCGUAGGUAUUCUUUUCAGAGUACCGCGCUUUCAUUAUGAAGGUCGCAUUUGCUUUUGCAGUGGCGAUUGCCUGUUGUGCCGUGCGAGGUAGCCCCAUUGAGAAAACUGGUCACUACAUCCGUGUGGAGGGCGUCAACGCCGUGUGCCAAUCCGCCAAUCUUCACCAUGGUGGAACGAUGGACGUGGACAAGCUGAAGGCUCUCUGCGAUGCCAAUGAGGCCUGUCUGGGAUUCCACUCCAAUGGCAUGCUCAAAAAGGAUACCAGCAUUGGUUGCCAAAGCAACGAUUUGAAUGAGGAUGCAGCACUCUAUCUGAAGAGGUCUGAAUCAGCUGAAGGCACUCAGCUGCCUGUAGUACCCUUGCCUACAUCAGCCACCAUGGGAACCACCGCUGUCACUGUCGUCUCAGACUUUGUGUUUGCGACGAAAACCACCAGCGAGGCCGUCCGUCAGUUCAUGGCGACCGUAUCCGCUGAGUACUGGAGUCUCAUCAUCACCCACAGGUCGGACAAUAAUAAGACAACAACAGGCUUGACUGGCAUGAACAUCAUUGUUGAUAGCACCGACAUGUCUCUGGGAAUGACCACCGAUGAGUCGUACCAACUCAGCAUCCCAUCCAGCGGGGCAGUGACUCUGACGGCGGCAACCGUGUUUGGAGCACGUCAUGGUCUGGAGACAUUCAGUCAGCUGGUGCACUUUGAUGCGGAGAGCGCCACGUACGUGAUUGCUAAUACGCCAAUUGAGGUCGAGGACAAGCCGCGUUUUCCUCACCGCGGCAUUCUGCUCGAUACCGCCCGCCACUACCACAGCCUGCCGGUUGUCAAGCGCUUCAUUCGCUCGCUGGGCCACGCCAAGCUGAACGUGUUCCAUUGGCACAUUGUCGAUAACCAGGCGUUCCCGCUUCAACUGCACACUCUGCCCAACCUUGUCAAGGGUGCCUUUUCGCCGCAGGAGAUCUACACGCCGGAGGAUGUGGCCGACAUCGUCGCCUACGCCAAGCUCCAUGGCGUGCGCGUCAUUCCCGAGUUCGACACGCCCGGCCAUGCCAACUCCUGGUGUGCUGGCUACCCCGAGAUCUGCCCGUCACCGACCUGCACCAUCCCGCUCAACCCCGCCACCAACCGCACGUUCGACGUCAUCGGCAAGCUGAUCAGCGAGUGCAAGGGCCUGUUCACCGACGACUACUUUCAUCUCGGUGGAGACGAGGUGUACACGACAUGCUGGAGCAAGAGCGACUCCAUCCGCAAGUGGAUGGCGCAGAAGAACUUCUCCAUCGACGACACCUACAAGUACUUCAUUGCUGUGACCCACGCCAUGGCGCGCAGACUGGGCCGCAAGAGUAUCCACUGGGAGGAAGUGUUCAACCAUUUCGGUGGCAGUCUCGACCGGGACACCAUCUUCCAGGCCUGGCUGAGCCACGAAACCGCCGCCAAGAUAGUUGCCAAGGGUUACCAGUGUAUCCUGAGCAACCAGGACGCGUGGUACUUGGACCAUUUGAAGAUCACCUGGCAGCAGUUCUACACCAACGACCCGUACAUGAACAUCACGGAUCCCAAGCAGCAGCAGCUGAUGAUGGGUGGCGAGGCGUGCAUGUGGUCCGAGACCGUCGACGACUCCGACCUGUUCAACACGGUGUGGCCUAGAGCUGCUGGUGCUGCCGAGCGCCUGUGGAGCCCGGCCUCGGUGGUGUCCACCGACGCGUUCAAGCCGCGCCUUGAGGGCUUCCGCUGCCUGCUCAACCGUCGCGGCAUUGGCGCGGCCGCUGUCGACAACAAAAUGCCGCGCUCUGCUCCACUGAAGCCCGGCAGUUGCUUCUACCAGUAGUGCACGUCCCUUGAGCCUCGCGUUUCUUUUCGAAUGUUCCCAGUUCUGCUCUCGCUAUUCACUUGGAGAGAGUUUUUAUUGUGGAACCAAGUUCUAGUACAUAAUUGGUUAAGUUCUAGUAAUCCUUAAUUCAUCUUGACCAGCGUGCAAUUUAGAAUCGCUUUGCUUUGUCUUUGCACGGUAGAUGACCUUGGCAACAUAGGGUGACAGGGCCUGAGCAUUGAAUUUUGAAUUUUUGAUCCUCUGGUGCUCGUUCUGUUGCCUUUCGUUUCUUUCUGUGACGAGGCUUCUUCACCUCCGCUGCCUUGGCAUCUUGUGCAAGUACAUUACUUGUAUUUUUUUCACGAUCGAUGGCAUCAAGGCAAGAGGUAUGUAUGAUGGAACCUAGGCUAUGCAUCACCAAUGGCACCAGCAUUUAUUGGUGAUUAUUGAAAUUUAAAUUGUAACUUGGAA
Messenger RNA from Sycon ciliatum, 2416 nucleotides. RefSeq lists its product as uncharacterized. The transcript has a single exon. NCBI's taxonomy places the organism in Eukaryota, Metazoa, Porifera, Calcarea, Leucosolenida, Sycettidae. The coding region runs from base 176 to 1963 and encodes 595 amino acids. Gene Ontology annotation, molecular function: beta-N-acetylhexosaminidase activity. Gene Ontology annotation, biological process: glycosaminoglycan metabolic process; carbohydrate metabolic process; ganglioside catabolic process. The record is from RefSeq and is a predicted model, not a curated record. Gene Ontology annotation, cellular component: membrane; lysosome.